UAUAAUAGCAACCAAACAAAGUUGAGUAAUUAAACCCCAAAUUGAAGUAUAGUGCCUGAAACAAUCUUUUGGGUUUUUUGUAAAAGGAAGAAGAAUUUGAUUAUGGGAGCCAACUAUUCAAAUUUGGAAUAUGUUCAAAGAGCACCAAAGCCAUUAUCAUCAGUAGCUACUUCUCGAAUCCUCACCUUUCAUUCCUCUGCUAAAUGGAAGGCUCACUUUGAUGCUUCCAAACAAACAAAUAAGCUGAUGGUGAUUGACUUCACGGCAACAUGGUGUGGACCUUGCAAAUACAUGGACCCAAUUUUCAAAGAUUUUUCUGCCAAAUACACAGAGGUUGAGUUCAUUAAACUUGAUGUGGAUGAGUUAAUGGGAGUGGCCCAAGAAUUCCAGGUGCAGGCAAUGCCAACAUUCGUAUUAGUUAAGAAAGGAAAAAUUGUUGAUAAGGUGGUUGGUGCAAGAAAGGAGGAGUUGCAGAAGCUUAUUGAGAAACACAGGAAAUGAAUAAUGAUAUUAUGAUCUUACUAGUUGUUAAUGGUACCCUCAAGCAAUCAUUAUCUAUAGAACUUGUGAAAUAAUACCCCCAACUAAUUAUACUAGGUUGGUGCCCUCUAAUAGUAUUGCUUGAGCGUUACGUCAGUGUGUAAUAAUAUGUACUUAUAUGUAUGUAAAUCUACACCUUUUUUAAGUA
Messenger RNA from Arachis duranensis, 688 nucleotides. RefSeq names its product thioredoxin H2. NCBI's taxonomy places the organism in Eukaryota, Viridiplantae, Streptophyta, Magnoliopsida, Fabales, Fabaceae. The record is from RefSeq and is a predicted model, not a curated record. Bases 103 to 501 code for a protein of 132 amino acids. The transcript is spliced from 3 exons.